AUGAGAAUCAUUUGGUGCACAGGAGCUGACGCUGUGGAAGCUCAGUGUAAGAGAUUUGAAGUGAGAGCAAGCGAAGAUGGCAGGGUGCUGUUUUCUGCAGAUGAAGAUGAGAUUACCAUUGGGGCUGAAAAGCUGAAAGUUACAGGCACUGAAGGCGCAGUGUUCGGGCACUCUGUGGAGACGCCUCACAUCAGAGCAGAACCAUCCCAAGAUCUCAGGCUUGAAUCACCCACCAGAUCCUUGAUAAUGGAAGCUCCUCGUGGGGUCCAGGUGAGCGCUGCUGCAGGGGACUUCAAGGCCACCUGCAGGAAAGAGCUCCAUUUGCAGUCUACAGAGGGGGAGAUAUUUUUAAAUGCAGAUACAAUCCGGCUGGGAAAUCUACCAACCGUCUCCUCUUCGUCUCCUUCACCAAGCUCCUCAAAUUCUCGACAGACAGUGUAUGAACUCUGUGUCUGCCCCAAUGGCAAACUGUACCUUUCCCCAGCAGGAGUAGGUUCCACUUGUCAGUCCAGUAGCAACAUCUGUUUGUGGAGCUGAAGUGACUGAUUUCUCCUCACACCAGAAUAGCCUUUUGUUCCUGUCCGUCUGCUUCACAGUUCUGCUCGAUUUCCCUUGUGAUCAGUCCAGAGUGUCUUCACAUGGUCCACGGAGCGACUUCUUCCAGUGUGAGCAGGCAUUCACGGCCACCUUCUCUUGUGAUUUACUGCACUUGUGAUUUACCGCACUGCUCAACACAGAGUGUAUGAGUGACACAGCAGAGGAAAAAAUCAUCUUCAGCAGGAAACUGGAUCAUAACUUUUGCUCAAAAGGGAGAAUAACAUAGGUGCCUUUGCUACAUGAAGUGAAGCACACAGUUUUAGAUUUUUGCAGGACCUGGAUAUGAACCGCACAUAUACACAUUGCAUAGAUGAAAUUCCCAGUAUCCAAUGGCAAAAUGAAAUGGUUAACCCUGUGAGAAAACUAAUUCUACAGUCUGAAAGCACAAUUUUCCAUUCAUCUUUUUGGAUGUAUACUUUUAUCCCCGAAUUUUAAAUGUUUGAAGCAUUAUGUAAUGCUUACUUUACUAAAAAAUUAAAUUCAAUACAUGGUUUU
Galeopterus variegatus (Sunda flying lemur) is the source of this 1092-nucleotide messenger RNA. RefSeq names its product sarcoglycan, zeta (gene SGCZ). Gene Ontology annotation, biological process: cardiac muscle tissue development; heart contraction. Bases 1 to 537 code for a protein of 178 amino acids. The transcript has 5 exons. The record is from RefSeq and is a predicted model, not a curated record. Gene Ontology annotation, cellular component: sarcoglycan complex; sarcolemma. Lineage: Eukaryota; Metazoa; Chordata; Mammalia; Dermoptera; Cynocephalidae.